Colossoma macropomum (tambaqui) is the source of this 2732-nucleotide messenger RNA. RefSeq names its product mitogen-activated protein kinase kinase 1 (gene map2k1). Lineage: Eukaryota; Metazoa; Chordata; Actinopteri; Characiformes; Serrasalmidae. The coding region runs from base 277 to 1467 and encodes 396 amino acids. Gene Ontology annotation, biological process: protein phosphorylation. The record is from RefSeq and is a predicted model, not a curated record. The transcript has 12 exons. Gene Ontology annotation, molecular function: protein kinase activity; ATP binding.
CACAGUCAUAUCCACCCAUAGUGGUUCGGUAUUCGUGGCUGUGUUAUCUGGACAGCGGCUUAAAACAGCGCUGUAGUAGUCAGGAAGACUUUUAUAGCUCAUUUAGCGUUGGCGUUUUCGUGUGUAUUUCUCUCAGAGAGACAUUGGGUGGGUGUGAUAAGCUGCAUAACCUAUGCAUCAGAUCGCUCUCUCUACAGCACGCUGCUGUUUCUGCGGAUUGGGUUUCUCGCCUUGAUUUAUUUCAGAUUGCUGUAAAGCUAGUCACCAAGAGCCGUGAUGCAGAAACGGAGGAAGCCAGAGCCGAUCCAGCUCAAUCCCAUUCCUGAUGGAAACGCCGUGAACGGAACCGGUGCCUCGGAAACAAACCUGGAAGCCCUGCAGAAGAAGUUAGAGGAGCUGGAACUGGAUGAGCAGCAGAAGAAGCGUCUUGAGGCCUUCCUCACGCAGAAGCAGAAAGUAGGGGAGUUGAAGGACGAUGACUUUGAAAAGAUUUGUGAGCUGGGUGCCGGAAAUGGCGGAGUGGUCUUCAAGGUUUCACACAGACCCUCUGGACUCAUCAUGGCAAGGAAGCUCAUUCACUUGGAGAUCAAGCCAGCCAUCAGGAACCAGAUCAUCCGGGAGCUGCAGGUUCUGCAUGAAUGUAAUUCGCCUUACAUUGUGGGCUUCUACGGGGCCUUCUACAGCGAUGGAGAGAUCAGCAUCUGUAUGGAGCACAUGGAUGGUGGCUCCUUGGACCAGUCGCUGAAGAAAGCAGGCAAGAUUCCAGAGCAAAUAUUGGGCAAAGUUAGCAUUGCGGUGAUUAAAGGGCUGUCCUACCUUAGAGAGAAACACAAGAUCAUGCACAGAGAUGUGAAGCCAUCCAACAUCCUGGUGAACUCACGGGGUGAGAUUAAGCUGUGUGACUUUGGCGUGAGUGGGCAGCUUAUCGACUCCAUGGCCAACUCGUUUGUGGGCACCAGAUCCUACAUGUCUCCGGAGCGUCUGCAGGGCACUCACUACUCGGUGCAGUCUGACAUCUGGAGCAUGGGUCUGUCCCUGGUGGAGAUGGCCAUUGGGCGCUUCCCCAUCCCACCUCCUGAUGCUAAAGAGCUAGAGCAGAUCUUUGGCCUCCCCAUGGAAGGAGACCCCUCAUCCAGCGAGGCCUCUCCCAAACCCAGGCCCCCAGGCCGGCCUGGCAGCUCGUACGGACCUGACAGUAGACCCCCAAUGGCCAUCUUUGAGCUGCUUGACUACAUUGUCAAUGAGCCACCACCCAAGCUGCCAAGCAUCUUUGGCACCGAAUUCCAAGAUUUUGUUAACAAAUGCUUAAUCAAAAAUCCAGCAGAGAGGGCAGAUCUGAAGCAACUGAUGGUCCAUCCCUUCAUAAAGAAGUCGGAAGCAGAAGAAGUGGACUUUGCAGGGUGGUUGUGCACCACCAUUGGCUUAAAUCAGCCAGUGACCCCGACACACAGUGUGGGGAUGGCCUGAGAAUUCCUCGCUGCUCUCCUGGGAACGGAAAAGCCAUCAACUGCAUGCCGAUACUGCAGAAACUCGCUAUGAGUGAGACUUCAAAGUGAACAACAAAGGCCAUUUUUACACAGGCUGAAAUGCUCACAUCAUGUUUGCUUUUUAUUUAAUUUUUUUUGCCUAAUUAAAUUGGUGUAGUUAAGCUUGGUAUAGGAAAGUAAUCAUUUGUUAAAAUUAGUCAGUGUAAAAAAGAAAUGAAUGUCAUCCAAAUUGCAAAAGUCUGCUGGGCUUUUGUUUCUCGCUAUUAGCUACUUUAUGCAUUACUGCCUGUUUAAACGUACUGUUGUGGCCAACUUUACUGAGAACAAAGCUUUUUUAUAUCUCAAUUUUUAAGUGUGCUCUACAUUGCUGAAAUUUUAAGUACUAUUUGAAAUUUGAAGUGUUAAGACCAUUUUAAUAAAACUGUAAACAACAAAAAUAAUUUUGCUUUGAAAUGCAUUUGAGUUUUAAAAAAAAGGAAUAUGUUUAGUUUAGUCACAAGUGUAUUCUGUUUCCUACUCUAGACUUUUUUUUACAUUUCUAUGCUUUUGACACCAAAGCUCAUGUCCAAAAGCAGUCCUGACGAAUAACAUCAGAAAUGUUACUACUUUUAUCAGCAGUAAUACUUUAUUUGAACUUCUUUCUUGCCUUUCUUUGCCUUUCCCUUUAGUUCAAGUGUAAAGUUUGUGCAGACCUAUAAAUUUGUCAGUUGAGAAAACUCAAUGAACUGUUAUAAAUUAUAAUAAACAAUUUAUUUAACUGAAAAUUGUUGAACGUAUUGUCUUUCUAUGGCAAAUACACUAAAAUUUCACACGUAGGUGUGAACUCUAAGCUGCAAUAGCAUUAAAUGACUCAAUCCCAAUCCUAGUCUUUCCUUUUAGUGUUUUUCCUGCUCCAACACAUCAAAUUUAGCCUCUAUAAGGGCCUGUUAAUGAGCUGAUAAGUGGAGUUAUGGAUGUUGACAGCAGGAAAAACAGUGCAGUAGGGGUUCUGAAGGACCAUGUGUGGAAAAAAUGGUCAUGUAACUGUGACUAUUCUCACACUAGUCCUAGAAGUACUAUUUCAAGAAGGAAAUAUUGUGACAUAAGGUUAAAUGUUAUUGCGAAGAGUCAGACUAAAACCAGAAAGGACCACUGCAUUUAAAUUCACAUCUUUCUGUAGUGUACACUGUUCAAGCAUAACAGUAUGACCACCUCCUUGUUUUUACGCUCAUUGUCCAUUUUAUCAGCUCCACUUACUAUAUAGGU